AUGCCUAUAUUUCGCCGCUUUGACGAGAACAGACUGAAUAGUAAUAAAACAUAUAGUAAGAAAUCUUAUACUACUCAAUUUGCACCUGAACCAACGACGACUGUUAACCCAUCUGCCGCUUCUGGCGCUCAGGCUCAGGCGUUGACUGAACGUGCAGUAGAACUUAGGGCUCGAAUACACGACGUAUUAGGAGAGUUAAUGGUUAACAGAAGUCCCGACGAGGUUUUAACAGCGGCUCAGGCGGUGCAUGGGGAAAGCGACCUGAUCGUUUUUCUGGAGUGCCUUUUAAAUGAUUUGAACAUAAAUGGAGUCCAGAGUGAAGCUUUUGCUGAAACUUGGUUUAUAGCGGGGCAGGCCCCCACCAUCCCCAGCCCACUUGAGCAAUUUGCCAUUCUCCCAUUGAUUCCUAUGAAUAUAGGACACUUGUAUUUCUCAUUCACAAAUCCCUCUUUGUUUAUGCUACUCACUCUCAGUUUGGUCCUACUUUUGGUUCAUUUUGUUACUAAAAACGGAGGAGGAAACUCAGUACCAAAUGCUUGGCAAUCCUUGGUAGAGCUUAUUUAUGAUUUCGUGCCGAACCCGGUAAACGAACAAAUAGGUGGUCUUUCCGGAAAUGUUAAACAAAAGUUUUCCCCUCGCAUCUCGGUCACUUUUACUUUUUCGUUCUUUCGUAAUCCACAGGGUAUGAUACCUUAUAGCUUCACAGUUACAAGUCAUUUUCUCAUUACUUUGGGCCUCUCAUUUUCCAUUUUUAUUGGCAUUACUCUCGUGGGAUUUCAAAGAAAUGGGCUUCAUUUUUUAAGCUUUUCAUUACCCGCAGGAGUCCCACUGCCGUUAGCACCUUUUUUAGUACUCCUUGAGCUAAUCCCUCAUUGUUUUCGCGCAUUAAGCUCAGGAAUACGUUUAUUUGCUAAUAUGAUGGCCGGUCAUAGUUCAGUAAAGAUUUUAAGUGGGUUCGCUUGGACUAUGCUAUGUAUGAAUGAUCUUUUCUAUUUCAUAGGAGAUCUGGGUCCUUUAUUUAUAGUUCUUGCAUUAACCGGUCCGGAAUUAGGUGUAGCUAUAUCACAAGCUCAUGUUUCUACAAUCUCAAUCUGUAUUUACUUGAAUGAUGCUACAAAUCUCCAUCAAAGUGAAGUGGUUAUUUAUAAUUGA
This is a messenger RNA of Daucus carota subsp. sativus, 1152 nucleotides long. The record is from the annotation of a RefSeq genome assembly. NCBI's taxonomy places the organism in Eukaryota, Viridiplantae, Streptophyta, Magnoliopsida, Apiales, Apiaceae.